AAAUCUAAAUCCAAAAAGAAGAGUUGCAGAGAGAGAGAGAUCCUUGGGCCUUAUAUUAAUAUGGUUCUUCGUCUGUUGUUCUUAUGUUGUCUAUAUGUUGUGAUCCUCUUCUCUACGCAUUGUGAAUUAGGGUGUUGCAAUGAUGAUAAUCUGAUGAAUAUGAAUGAAGGGAAUAUUCCGAUAUUUUUAGAGCCGGGGCCAUUAAUAUUACCCAACAUGGAGCCAAUGACCGGUGGGGCACCAAAGCCCGGUGCUGUGGAGGCAAAGACUGGUGGAAUUCAUGAAGUUAAGGGGUUUCAGAACAGUGUUGAGACUGAUGAACUUGCCCGUUUCGCAAUUGAUGAAUACAAUAAGAAACAAAAUAAGGUUGUUGAGUUUGGUAGGGUGGUGAAUGUGAAAGAACAAGUGGUAACUGGUACCAUUUACUAUCUUACUUUAGAGGUGGUUGAGGGAGGUAAGAAGACGAUCUACGAAGCCAAAGUUUGGGUGAAGCCAUGGAUGAACUUCAAGGAGUUGCAAGAGUUCAAGCCAUCAAUUUAGUUCUUGGUAUCAGUAUUGGUAUUGGUAUCGAUAUCAAUUUCUGCCAAUACCAAUACAAUAAGAGCAAUACGAUAUCGAUACUUGAAACCAUGGUUCAAGCCCCUUGGUGGUUCUUAGAAUAAAGAGUUGGAUAGUAUUACAAGAAUGCUUCGAUUUACUAUCCCAUACAAUAAGCUAUGAUGGUAUUUCUGUAAAUAUUGUGUAAUUUCAUAGGCCAUUAUAACAUUUUUCGUAAUUAAUAAGUGCCGUUCUCAAA
Messenger RNA from Macadamia integrifolia, 796 nucleotides. RefSeq names its product cysteine proteinase inhibitor-like. The coding region runs from base 61 to 540 and encodes 159 amino acids. The record is from RefSeq and is a predicted model, not a curated record. NCBI's taxonomy places the organism in Eukaryota, Viridiplantae, Streptophyta, Magnoliopsida, Proteales, Proteaceae. Gene Ontology annotation, molecular function: cysteine-type endopeptidase inhibitor activity. The transcript is spliced from 2 exons.